UUAGAGACCCGACAACUCGUUUGGACGACCGGUUCGGUGGACAUGAAGUCAGGAAUGGAUGGUUUGGUGGACUUGAGAGAAGUGAAAGAAGUGAGGAUUGGACCCAUUUCUAAGAUAAUGGACAAAAUGCUUGAGGAGGACGUGUUCAGGAAAUGGGAUAAACAGCAGUGUCUUAGUCUACUCUAUGGACAGCAAUUCCGACUCAAGACCCUCUCGUGCAUCGGUAGGUCUCACUCUCCAACACNUAAGAUAAUGGACAAAAUGCUUGAGGAGGACGUGUUCAGGAAAUGGGAUAAACAGCAGUGUCUUAGUCUACUCUAUGGACAGCAAUUCCGACUCAAGACCCUCUCGUGCAUCGCCAACACUCCUCACGAGUGCGAGCAAUGGGUUCGUGGCCUCAGGUUUCUGGUGGAAGAGACUCAGAGAGCAUCUCAUUGUCUUCAGUUGGAGCUAUGGCUUAAAAAAGAGUUCAAUUUGACUGAAAACUCCAAAUCCGUCAUAACUCUCAAGGAAUUGAAGGCAUUUCUGACGAGAAAUAAUAGUAAACUUCAAAACAAUAAAUUGAAAGAAUAUUUCCAAGAAGUCGACCUCAAAAAGACCGGCGAAAUCGGUUUCGACGGCUUCUCCACGUUUUACCACAAUUUGAUUUAUGAGAACAAAAUCUUCUGCGAAUACUUUGCCUCUUAUUCUACGGAUCGCAACCGAAUUACAGCCGAAGAAUUGGUUGACUUUCUGUCCAAAGAACAAAAUGAAGUGAUAUCUGACGGCAUUAAGAGUGUCCACAAACUGAUGAAAGAGUUUCUCAAAGACUCGAAUCAAAAGCGCGAUUCAAACGAUUUGUAUUUCACUAGAAAAGAGUUUAUGAAUUAUUUAUUUUCCAAACAAAACGAUAUUUGGGACACAAGUCAUGAUCAGGUGAACCAAGAUAUGAAUAGACCGCUCACUCACUAUUGGAUCGCAUCGUCACACAACACAUACUUAACCAAAGAUCAGGUGACCAGCGAGUCGUCGACCGAUGCUUACGCCCGUCACCUGACAACCCUGCCGGGCCUGCCGUUUGGUGAGUAUAUAUUUGCCAUUAAUGAAAACGCUUUCAUUACAUCUGAAUAUCCGGUCAUUCUUUCGAUCGAAAACCACUGCACUCUUCCUCAGCAGAGAUAUAUGGCUCAGACAUUCAAAGACAUCUUCGGAGAUCUAUUGCUAACACAACCCAUCGAAAGGGAUGGGGUGGCGAUGCCAUCACCCAAUCAACUGAAGAGGAAGUUUAUUAUAAAACAUAAAAAACUUCCGGAGGGAUCGGAUGAGAAAUUUAUUCAACUCCGGACUACUGACGAUAAUAUUAUGGAUAUGGAUGUCAGCAAUUCGGUUAAGAAUGGCGUUCUAUAUCUGGAGGACCCAAUUGAUAGGGAAUGGAGGCCUCACUUCUUUAUGCUGACCAACGAUAAGAUGUAUUACGCAGAGAAUGACCACAACUCCGAAGAGGACGAAGACAAUGAGAGCGAACGACUUAAUGGUCUGAACCAUAGAGAGGGCACUUUGAUUGGCACUGAAGAGUUGCAUUUGGAUGAGAAGUGGUUUCACGGAAAGCUGGCCGGAGGUCGCAAUCAGGCCGAAGCGCUUCUGCACCGGUAUUCACACUUAGGAAACGGAACAUUUCUGGUUAGGGAUAGCGAUACGUUUGUCGGCGACUAUUCGCUGUCGUUCUGGAGAGAGGGACGAGUGAAUCACUGCCGGAUCAAACAAAAACAAGAGAGAACUGGAACUAAAUACCAUUUAAUAGAUUCAGUCACUUUUGACACACUUUACGGUCUCAUAACUCACUAUCAGUCGCAUCCACUCCGGAGUCAGGAGUUUUCCAUUCAGUUGACUGAACCCGUGCCUCAGCCCAACUCACAUGAAAGCAAGGACUGGUAUCACUCGAGUAUGACUCGAGUCCAGGCCGAGGAUAUGCUUAAACGACUCCGAUAUGACGGCGCCUUUCUUGUGAGGCCUUCCGAGAAGGAGGAGAAUUCGUUCUCCAUAUCGUUCCGAGCCGAUAAUAAGAUCAAACACUGUCGUAUCAAACAUGAGGGAAGGCUUUAUAUUAUUGGAAACGUUCAGUACGAAAGUCUCGUCGAAUUAAUCAGUUUCUAUGAGAAACAUCCUCUCUAUAGAAAAGUUAAACUCAAAUAUCCCACAAACGAAGAAAUUGUCAAAAGGAUCGGUUCUGAACCGAUGGGAACAGAAGGCAAUUACAUGGAUCCCAAUGGCCUCCCAGUGACUGUCAAAGCAUUGUUUGAUUAUAAGGCCGACAGAGGCGAUGAAUUAUCUUUCUGUAAGCACGCGAUCAUAACGAAUGUGAUGAAACUGGAGAAGGGCGGGUGGUGGAGGGGGGACUACGGCGGCAAAAAGCAACACUGGUUUCCCGAAAACUAUGUCCAAGAGAUCGAAGGCCUCGAUAACACUGAAAAGUCUUCAGACGUGAGUCAACCCUUUGGUAAUCUUCAGAAGGGAAGUAUAGAUAUUAUCGGCUGUUCUGUGGUCGCGCAGAACGGGACAGUUAGGGGCAAAGAUCAUGUGUUUAGUGUGGUUUCUCCCACACAAACCACUCCAAUAGAAAUCUCAGCGCAAACUGAAGAAGAUAUGGUCGAAUGGAUUACGAAGAUUAGAGAGACGUCUCAACUCUUUAACGAUAAGAUGAAACAAAAUCAAGAAAUGGAGAAAAGCUUACGAAUAGCACAAGAAUUCUCAAAUCUAAUCAUAUAUUGUCGGGCCGUUCAGUUUGUCCCCGAAAAAAUCGGGAAUUUCACGGAAAUGUCUUCAUUUCCGGAGUCAAAAGUAGAGAAAUGGUUGACACAAAACAACUGCCAAUUUUUGCUCAAAUAUAAUAAAACUCAAUUCACUCGCAUUUACCCGAAAGGCGGUCGAAUAGAUUCAUCGAAUUACGAUCCCAUGAAGAUGUGGUUAAACGGCAUCCAAAUGGCGGCCCUUAACUAUCAGACUCCCGAUAAAGCUAUGCACUUGAAUGGCGCAAUGUUUAGACAAAACGGUCGAUCCGGUUAUGUCCUCAAGAGUGACAUCAUGUUUGACGAGGAUUUCAAUCCUUACAACAGAAGUACACUUAAAAAUGUGGAACCAAUGACUCUGACAGUGAAAAUAUUGGGGGCGAGACAUCUCGUUAAUUCUAAAAGAGGUUAUAUCAGCCCAUGGGUUGAGGUGGAAAUUGUGGGCACAGAAUAUGAUGCCAACAAACAUAAAACACAUACAAUUCCGGAUAACGGUCUGAAUCCCGUGUGGAACCAGUCAUUUAACUUUCUGUAUUCAACAGGUCUAGAUCGUAAAGAUGCCGAACAACACUUGCUGCUCCUGUACAAACCUCUGGGGUUCAGAAGUGUUCCCCUGAAGAAUGAGUACAGCGAAGAGCUUGAAUUGGGCUCACUCUUGGUCCACAUUAGCAUCAAAACAGUUCCGUCCGAAGACCCUAUUUAUAGCUCAAUCCAGGAAUUGAGAGACCGAUCGCGUAAUUUAAAUAGACUCAUAGACGAGGCCGAUAGGGUCGGCGAUUCACUAGAGGCCCAGCGUUUCAGAGCUCAGUUGGGAAGAGUUGAAGAGCAGCUCAUCAAUAAAAAUCAGGAGAGAAUGAGGGGUUCAACAAAUGGCAGUCUUUAAUGAAUCGCAAGACAUUAAUCCCAACACACAAUCAACUGUUUGUUUUUACACGAAUACAAUAUUUUACUAUUACUUACGGAAUUAACUUACAGCUCAUCACCAAAUGUUGACAAUUGUUAUCCUUAAAGCCUUAAAAGUGAUCAGUACUUAACUUAUCAUUAUUUUGUAAAGUGUCUCAAACUAUGGAAAGGCCUUAAUUUUAUUGCCAAAUGAAUUUCUAUAACAAAGAGUUUAUAAUCAUGUUUAUACAUCCAUUACUUAUACCGUCAAACAAUGGCUCUACAUUUAAUCAUCGAGUCUAUGAGAGUAACGCAUUUGUUACCACUUUUGUGGUCUCAUAAAAGUUUAUUUAUUAAUUCAUUUGCUAAACAAUUGCUGUUACAUAACUCGACACAAUAUAAGCUCUCAUACUGUCAUUCCUUGUAUACGUUAUACUGUAUUCUAAGCGGUCAGCUC
Molecule: messenger RNA, 4104 nt
Organism: Oppiella nova
Lineage: Eukaryota; Metazoa; Arthropoda; Arachnida; Sarcoptiformes; Oppiidae
Source: the annotation of a GenBank genome assembly